AAAAUAGCGGCGGCUGCGGCGGUGGACUCGUUGUUGGUGCCAACGCCGCGCGAGCGGAGCGACCAACACUGAAACAAACCGAAGCGAGUGCGCAGGCAUAAUACAUCGGCGUUGGGACUCCGCGAGUGUGCGCCAUCGCAAUUACCAUUAUCGGCCGAGCCAGCGCACGGCCAGCACCGGAGACGACGCCAGCACCGCAAGUUGCGCGCGACCGGCGCCGCUUUUCACCCCCUACGCACCGCAAGCCGCACCGAUUCGAGCCGACCUGAGGUAUAAAAACAUGUAGAAACGGCCAGCCUGCAACAGCAUGGUCGCGGACACUCAGGCGUGUUUGUCCAAGGGGCUGUCAGCCUCCAUCGAGGAGAUGUCCACGACUCGCAACACCUCCAGGCCAGAGCCCGGCAUCCGGAAUAAGGCGUCCAAGUUGGUCAACUGGCCGCUCGUUCCGCUCAGGAUAUCCCUGUUUCUCUUUUUCGGAGGACUGGCGUGCCUGGUGCUCUUCCUGCCGCUGCACAUGCGAGAAGUCGGCCUCUCGGAGUACCAUUCGCGCGUCAUCUCGACCGUGGCCCCUCUGCUCUCCAUCCUGGGCCCUUUGAUCGUCGGCCCGGCCUCUGACCGGCUCGGCAAACACAAGCAGGUGUUGCUGACCAGCUGCCUCCUUCUGGGGGCCGCGUGUUACUGCCUCCUGCUCGCAGUGCCGCUAACCUCCGAGAAUAACCACUUCCAGGAGUCCACCCUGAACAAAGCACCGCAGGUGCAGCUCAGGUGCGAAUCGCAGCUCUCGAAAAUCGUGCAGGAGCGCUGCUCGACGCACUGUCCCCACUGGUCCGACGAUAGGGCAUGGGAGGUGCACAUCAAGAAUUGCAAAUAUGACUGUGGUGAAAAAGGCGAACCUUCCAAGACCUCAGUGACGUCAACGACUACACCGCAUAGCGACUAUGAUGAUGAUGAUUACAAACAGCCGAAUGUUGAGGGCUCCAUUUCCCUCACGGAAGCAGAUGAGUCCAACAAUAAUUUUGAUGCUAUUAUCAAAGAAAAACCGAUGCCGCCGACUCUGUGCUUCAACGGUAGCAUCUCCAAAGGAAGCCCUGUCUGCAACAUGAUGGACCCAUCGUUCAAUUUGACGGUCAACAUCAGCUUGCCUGAUGUGGUCACCAAGGACGAUACAUGCGAAUAUCCAUUGAGCAACAUUAAACUCGGCUAUGAAAACGAUACUUUCGCGUCCCUCUACUGCAGAGGAGAUUGCGUGGUCAAGUGCAGCUUGAGAAGCAGCCUGUGGGAAUGGGUUCCUGGUGGUCAACAGGUUUGUCCAGCCCACCUGCCAUCUACCGACCCGCAAGUGACCUUCUGGAGCUAUCUGCUUGCCCGCUCGGUGGCCGACAUUUUCCCCGUGGCCGCGCUGCCCCUCGCCGACACCAUGGUCGUCGUCCUGUCCAGCGUCCACAACAGCGACGUCGGCCGCGAGCUUUCGUUCGGCGCCCUGGGCGCCGCUGUAAUCACCCCUCUGGUCAGCGUGCUGGUACACUACGAAAUCACGCCGUGGCAGAACACGCCGUCCGCUCUGCCCAUUCUGGUCUUUGCCCUGUUGUCCCUGCUCGCCGCACUGGUUCUCUCGUGGGUCAAACUGCCGUCGGUGUGGUACAGCCGCCGGAUGGAGCUGGGUGAGCGGCCCUCGGUCAAGGUAACCAACCCUGGCGAGGCUGUCGUCCUCCUCUUUGUCCUCCUGCUCCUCGGAAUUUUCUGGGGCGCUUUGGAAACCUAUUUCCCUUGGUUCCUGAAGGAUAUGUACAAGCUCGAAUUCUGGCAGAUGGGACUCACUGUGACCUUUGGCCUGUUCCUAACCAUGCCCCUGCUGUGGAAUGCAGAGACCUUGAUCGACUAUUGCGGAUUUACAAAUAUAUUCAUCGCCACUUUCGCAUUCUACAUAAUCCGAUUUAUUGGGUAUGGAUUUUUGGAGGCUGCCUGGCCAGCAUUGGUGUGCGAGAUUUUUGAAGUUUUCACUCUCUGCUUGAUGUGGGUUACUGCUGUCAUUUACACCAGAAACCUGACCGCCAAACAUAUAACCGCAACCUCGCAGGCGUUCAUAGUUCUAGCGCACUUCUGCUUGGGUCGAUUUUUGGGCACCCUGGUUGCCAGCACUGUUCUGAACGUGACUAGCGCCACUGGUCCUUGGGACUUCUUCAAGGGUUGCAGCGUAGCCGCAGCCGUAGCUGGAUGGUUGUACUUCUGCAUUUACUAUUGUUGCGUCCGGCCAGGAUGCGGCAGGAAGAAGAACUCACAAGGUAGCCAAUUGUCGGCUGAAGCUACAACGACCAAUGGAUCUUAUACUCCUCUGAGGAUCUACAAGGGCAAUGACCAGGCCGCAGGAAGAUUUUAGGUUUUCAAAAGACCAACCGAUCAAAACUCAUAUCCGAAGUGCGAUCGAUCAAGUCAUUUUCGACUAGCUGCUAUCACCGUUAGGUCAUUUUUCUCUUUGAAUGUGUACAUCAGCAGGAUUAAUGUCAUUGUAACUAAGACUAGCCACACGUAUAUUUUUGUAAAUGUAAUUAUACAAAAAUUAACUAAUAAUAUGUGAGCAGGCGGAAAUGCGUUACAAUUCUCAUGCAAAUACAUCAUCUCUCGGAACCAAAAUGCAAUUAUUUAUAUACGGUAUAAUAAUUGUAUUAUUGUAAAGAAAAAUGAGGAGGUAGUAGUUGUCACUCUCACAGCUUGUUGUUCAUCGUUUUGUGUAUUAGAGUUUUUGAAUUUGCAGUAAAUGUUUUCAUUUGCUUCGUUUGUUAGAGAAGACUGCCAAGUAUUGAAAGAAUGUGCACUAACAAUAAAUGUUGACAAAUCGACCGAA
Cloeon dipterum is the source of this 2842-nucleotide messenger RNA. RefSeq names its product SP1173. Gene Ontology annotation, cellular component: membrane. The record is from RefSeq and is a predicted model, not a curated record. The transcript is spliced from 11 exons. Lineage: Eukaryota; Metazoa; Arthropoda; Insecta; Ephemeroptera; Baetidae. The coding region runs from base 308 to 2377 and encodes 689 amino acids.